UAAGCAAUGACAGGUCUGACGUUUGACAGCUUGUUGUUAUUGUCAUAGAGGACGAACUUCAAACUGAAGAAGGCCGGCGGGAAUCCAUUAUUUUUGGCAUUUUGUAGCAUGAGUCACAUCAGAGACUCCUCUUGAAGUCAUGGAAGCAGAUGACAGUGCAAGUGAGGAUGAAUGGACUAGUGUCAAGCGACGAUUCUCACAAGAGGGCUUGGACUGGGAAACACAAGAUCCUCACUCAAGAACCCUGCAGUUAUGGCGCCUUCUAGUAGAUGCUGAAGCCAAUCUUAAGGCUGCUAGGCAUAUGAACGACAAACUCCGAAGACAGUUUGAUGAAGAGAAAGUGGAACUUGGAGAGUACACAGAACAUCUUCGUUUGAAAUGCGAGGAAAGAGUAAAGGAGUUGGAUAAUGAAGUAAGGACAUUGAAGGAAGAUCUUGAAGCAUUGCUUGCAGGCACCCAAGCUGUAACUGCCAUGCUACUUAAAGAAGGACUAGAGGAUGUUGCUCAAGGUUCACUAGGAGAACAGAUUGCAUAUCUCCUUGUAGAACGGUCAAAACUUACCGAGGAACUAGCUGCAGCUAGGACUAAACCUGCAUCAGAUCGCGAGAAGGAACUGACAGGACAGCUCAUUAAGGUGAGCACUGACUUUGAGUUGCUGAAGAGAACACACCAAGAAUCUGAAGACCAGUUAAAUGAGAUGAAGGACCGCGUUUCUCUCCUGGAGAAAGCUUCUCGUCAGUUAGAGAUGGAUAAUGAAACUUUAGCCUAUAAGCUUUCUGAGGCUCUAGCCGAAAUUGAAGAUAACGAAGGACAACUUCGACGGUAUCUGAGGAAUAGUAGUAAUCUCAGACGUGAGUCAGUCAGUCAGCGCAUUCACGAUGAAUAUGGUCCUCCGAGCUUGAGAAGUCUGCCUCUUACUGAAUCCUCUUUAACAAGAGGGGAUUCACAUCGGAGGAGCUUACGCAGAAGGGAGUCCCUGAGAAAUAGUGGACGACAAAAGAAAUCAGAGCCUUUGAAGGCAGAGAGAGGGAAAUCUCCUCGGAACAGUGGCCGAAAACAGAGGUAUGGAAGCAGGUCUAGCAGUAUUGGCGGCGAUGGGGUCGAAGGCAAAGAUGCACUACCAUCUCUUGACUUAGGAGGUACCACAGGACCAGCAGGCACAAAAAGUCUUGAAGUAUGCGACACACAGCGCAGCAGCAUGAGGAGCUGUGGACCGUCACCUCAGAAACUCCACUCAUUACUUGAUGGUCAAAUUCAAAACUCUAAACAUCAGAUUUCGAUGUUAGAAGAAAUUAGGCAGCUACAGGGUGAAAUGGAAAAAACAAAGCAACACUUGGUUGAAUCAGGAGACAAGUAUGAGUUCAUUGUGAGGAAAUAUGAGUUGUACAAAAUAAAAAGCAAAAACAGGGUAGCCUCCUUGAGAUCAAAAUAUAUGUCAGAAAUUGAAGACUCCAAAAGAAGAAUUAAUCAUUUACAAGGUCAAGUGACACUCUUGGAGGACAAACUACAAGCUGAGGAGGCCUUACGGAAACAGUUAGAACAAGACUUGUCUUCUAUUAGAAAGGAAAGACAGGAAAUGGCUGUGAGGGUUAGAGAGAGUCAGAGAAGAAGCCAAGAUCAGAAUCAAGAAAUUAAGUUACUGAAAGAGAAGAUCGACCUCAUCCAAGAUGCCAAUUCUCAGCUUAACACUAAGCUUGAGGAGCUUAGUAUAGCAGCAAUGGUUGGAUGACAUGUUUAGUGCAGCAGUGUUCAGAAAUAAUUUAUGACUUGCACAAGACAUAUUUAGUCAUUACAAUUUUCUAUGGCAGUAUUAGGUUAAGUAAAAUGAUAUUUUAAAAGAAUACUAUACAGUAAACCCCCCGGAUUUGCGUUCUCACAAUUCGCAGACUCCACAAUACACAAAUUUCUUUAUGGAACAUAUAUAGUACACAUCAUUCACAGAAAAUUUGCCUAUUCACGGUAUUUUUCACUGAUAAAUAUUCACUUAAUUACUGUAUUUUCAUUUUUUCAGGACUAAAUGCAUUUUUUGUGUUAAAACUAUUUAAAAUACUUGGGUAUAAGCAUUUUUAGAGGUUUUUUUUUGUGUUUGAACAAUCAAAAUAGGCAGUUCUAAGCAUUUUUAGAAGGGUUUCAAGUAUUUGUGGAUUUUAGCAAUUCGCGGGGUGGGGGGAAUAAACAUCUCCCGUUAAUCCGGGGGGUCCACUACACCACAGUCUUAUAUGGAAGUUGCACUUGAAUGUCUGAAAGCUACAAAGAAUAGUUCAAAAAUUACACUACAGUUAUACUAAGUAAAUUAGCUUGCAGUGUACAGUUAGUAAAAACUGGUUUUCCAUGAAGUAAAUUUUCUUUCAUACAAAGCUGAGAUCUGAUGUGCGAGUUUUAUAUUCCGGGCUGAUAAAAAAAAAAAUGCAGUUGAUGGUAUAAUGUCAAGACAGCCUGGGCUGUUGCCUGAAACCUUAUGGGUUAAAAGAUCCAGUUCCAAUUAAAUUCUUCCAUUGUGCAUUUUAUACAUCUGUACUUAACUUUUCUACAUUUUUGUACACAAUUUUUUAUAAACUGUAAUAAAUAGGUGAAUAUUUUGGUACUUGGGCACAUGUGAAAACUGAAGAAAACUUAUAUUUAUAUAUAUUAUUUUAAUAUGAAAUGGAGUUUUUCAUAUACUUGCAUUUUACUUCAUAAAAAGGUAAUGUAUUUUUAAAAUGUUUAGGAAUAUUUACUUUUGCCAAUUUUACUUCAUAAAAGGUAAUGUAUUUUUAAAAUGUUUAGGAAUGUUUACUAUUACCAGAAUACUUCGCUGAUAACGUAAGGCAUCUUUACAUGGUAUGUUCCAUUUAAGUUAACCUUUUAAUGUGCAGUAAUAACCAAGAUUUUUAUGUUACUGUGAAUGAAUAAAUCCAAAAUACAUCAACUACCACCAAUCACUCUUGCUAUCAGUAUUCUAAAGUAGCAAGUUUUUGGAUAAGGAAGACAGCAGAAAGAUGUAAAUCUGUUCAAUCAAACUUACUUUUCAUUGACGAACAUAAACAUUUGUUGUAAACCCUUUUAUAUGAAAAAUUUAGUUAAUAAUAAAUUUACUCACAUUA
Molecule: messenger RNA, 3083 nt
Organism: Macrobrachium nipponense
Lineage: Eukaryota; Metazoa; Arthropoda; Malacostraca; Decapoda; Palaemonidae
Product: myosin-11-like
Exons: 13
Coding region: 140-1729 (529 amino acids)
Source: RefSeq, a predicted model, not a curated record